GUGGGUCAGUCCGUGUGCUGCCGAGGCGAACCAAGCCGGACCGCCAUGAAGCAGCACUACGCCGACUAAUACACUAAACAGGGAACACAGCGCCACCCUCUGGUACGGUAGAGGCAUCGGCUAUUUUGCUCAGAUGCACAAUGAAGGCUGUACCCGCAAACUGUGAGAUGUGCAGUCACUGGCACUGCUAGCCUGUCGUUGCAAUUGACAAAGGACAGUUUGUAAGUGUGCAUGUUUUCCCCCCUCUACUUUCCUUGCACGAACAAGGACUAAUAGUAGAUAGUAAAAGAAGAGUAAUGUAAUUGGAGCAUUAUAUUACUUGAAUGUUUGGUGGGCUAGUUUGAAUACAAUUGGACUAUAAUGGCGCAGUGGAGUGUAAUAUGCUCUGAACGUGAGUCAACUUUACAGAAUCUGUCCAAUGACUGGUAUGGUUGUCGACUAAUAAACUCAUGUGCCUCGUUGUAUCACUGCAGUUUCCAGACACUGGCGUAUUGUGAGGAGAUGGCCAAUUUGGGCAAGACUGUUAUUGUCGCUGCCUUGGACGGGACCUUCCAGAGAAAGCCCUUCGGAACCAUUCUGAAUCUUGUCUCUCUUGUGGGAAACGUGGUGAAGCUUCACACCGUCAGCAUGCAGUGUUACAAAGAAGUCGCCUAUACAAAGAAGAUUGGAGUGGAGAAGGUGGUGGAAUUGAUCAGUGGACCGGAUAAAUAUCAAGCAGUUUGUCCAAAGUGUUAUUAUGGCGGUGUGAUAGCGACCAAAGAAAACCAACCUCUCCUCAGGGACCAGACUCAACAUGCACUCAAUGGAAUGGUGGACUCUGGAAUUCCCAGGAAACCUUUCUGUUCCCUCCACCUCUCAAACGAUUGCUCAAGUAUGGAGGCCCACAAUUGAGCUGUUGUGUGUGUGUGUGUGUAAACCGAAGUCUCAUUCAUUUUUACAUUAAUUCCAAUGGAACUAAUGAACUCGCACCCUCCUAAAUGCUGACAUAGGGAAUUUAUUUUGUUUCCAUUGUGAAAAUACUACAGGAUUACUUUUACAGUGGUGGUUAUGCAUUUAAAUACAUCAAUGUGGUCACUCGGAUAAGCACAUAUUUGUAUAUUUCAGUUUUUAUUCGACUAAGUUAUUGAGGAAGCGUAAGGCUGUUUUUUUUACAUUUGGGAGGUGGGUUUGCACAACUUUUUUUUUAAAGUUUAGUUUUACCUUGCAAAGUUGUGUUUUUGUUCGUUUUAGUGGUUAAUGGAUGUUACUAAUACAUAGAGUAACCUCUUAGAGCCACUAGUACUGAAGUUGUUCAUCAACAUGAAACACAUUUUACCAAAAUAGUAACAUGGGUUUAAAAUUUAGAAAAAUUUUUUUGACUUUCAUUGUUCAAGAAUUGCUGAAAAUUUACAGGUACAUAAUAUGGUAAUGAUGGUGGUUUAUCUUUUGUGUAUGUUUCAAAUCCGCCUCCCUUCCUCUUAAGAGUUAAUUCAGAAUCGGCUUUUAACAUUUGGUCUGUGGUAAAGUACAUACGGUCAUUUACUGCCCUGUCUUGUCCAAGUACCCCAAAAUAAUGUGCUUCAAAUCCUGUGAGCCCUCACAGCUCUGCAGUGAGCUAAAAAAGCACUGGCUCUACAACUUGCAGUGUAGUAAAGCAACUCAAACAC
Molecule: messenger RNA, 1646 nt
Organism: Syngnathoides biaculeatus (alligator pipefish)
Lineage: Eukaryota; Metazoa; Chordata; Actinopteri; Syngnathiformes; Syngnathidae
Gene: tk1
Product: thymidine kinase 1, soluble
Biological process (GO): thymidine metabolic process
Molecular function (GO): thymidine kinase activity; ATP binding
Source: RefSeq, a predicted model, not a curated record